Cantharellus anzutake is the source of this 1749-nucleotide messenger RNA. RefSeq lists its product as uncharacterized. Bases 191 to 1717 code for a protein of 508 amino acids. NCBI's taxonomy places the organism in Eukaryota, Fungi, Basidiomycota, Agaricomycetes, Cantharellales, Hydnaceae. The transcript has 4 exons. The record is from RefSeq and is a predicted model, not a curated record.
GUGUCCGGAGGGGUUAGUGCCUCCAUUUUCCCAUUUUCAGCAUUAAGCAUGCCGCAACGGAUCCAAAAAGGAUUAAAGAUUCGGGUGCUGGUGCGUCCUCGAGAAUUCAAGUGUUUGCGUGGUUGUGUGCUCGAGCACGUCAGUUCACGUCUGGGAGUACACGCUAGUAUUCCAACAUCCUCUGCUUGCCAUGAGCACUUCCAAGCACUCCGAAAAUGAGGGCCUACCACGAUUACCUAACGAAAUCGUCGAACCUGUUGAACAGGUUCGACCGAACGCUGAGGACGAAGGUACAGUGGGUCGCCGGUGGGACGCAACACUUGCGCGGGCCGAGGGUGCAACAUUAGAGAGGUCAAUAUAUUGGCCUCACAAACCCAGAUCAGAGUCGCCGGAUCCGCUUCGAGGGAAAGAUGGAAGUCGCGUGCCAACCAUCCCUCGUAUUGACCUCAUCGAACCCACUCCAAUACGUGCAGGUCCUGAGCUUCCCCAAGUGGGACUCACUGAGAAGGAUCCAGGACGUCUAGAAAGCGGGUCCGCACUAGGGGGCCAUGUGGCUACGACCCAUUCAUCUAAUCCUUCCGGCUCUUCCUCUAUCUGGCAGGUCAUCGUGGAUCAGGCUACUCACCGCGAUGCAGAGCUCGUCGAUGGCUGGCAGAGAUCCAUGGAUGUCCUCCUUCUCUUCGCCGCAUUGUUCGCAGGCAUCCUCACAGCAUUCUUGAUCGAAUCUACCAAGCGGUUGGAGGGCAACUAUCCGGAAGAAAUGGUAGUAUUGUUGCGGCAGAUUGCACAAAGCCUAAACGGUACCUUACCUGCUUAUGUCCCACCGGAAUCGCGAAGAUCUGCUUCCACCCUACUUCUUAUCAACCGUUUAUGGUUCUCUUCUCUUUCCUUAACGCUUGGAUCUGCAAUCGGUGGCAUGGUCGCUAAACAAUGGUUAUCUGAGUACAUGACGGAUUUGACAUUUGAGUCCCGGAACCAUUAUUCGCAGGAACGAUACCAACGAGAGGCUCGCCUUCGUGAAUUCCGCUACAACGGACUUACGAAGUGGUAUGUGCCAGAGAUCAUCGGAUUCUUGCCCAUUGCGCUGCAUGUUGCUUUGCUGCUCUUCUGGGUGGGCCUUGUUCAUUAUCUGUGGGAACUUGACCUCUAUACAACCAUCCUCGUCCUUGUCAUCUCCGGGACCAUCUUUGCAUCCUACAUCGGAUCCACGAUCCUUCCUUCUAUAUUCACAGGAUGUCCCUAUAAAACGCCCAUCUCCCAUCUCAUUUCCAACACAAAUCGUGCAUUUCGAAUCAUACUCAAUUGGUGGCCCAAAAAUUCUACACCCGAGCCUAAUGGUCCAAGUGGGAAAGAGAAUAUCAAAGUUCGAUUCCGGGAAGCCCUUCGUGUUCACCGAGUUUUAUGGGAAGACGAGAGGGAAGUGGUAGAGCGACACUCAUACGAUUUAGAUGAGAAAUGCCUUGAGCGCCUGAAAGAAUCGACGAGAAGUGAGUCAACUGCCGUCUGGGCCGCGGAAGAACUCCAGGGACUUCUGCGGCGGCGAACACACACUGUGCCAUACCAUCCCACAUCCAUUUCUCGGCAUGUCACCACCAACGAUACUACUUCAGGUGUCCAGGAGCCCAAGGAAGAUGUAAUGGUAGAGGCGAAUGGGAACGCGGCCCCAUUGAUACCCGACGGGGCCCUUGCUAUUGAUCUUGGAACAGUAGCGACCUGAGAAUAUAGGGGUAACUCCCGUGAACGGUGACC